GGGAGCCCGCGAUGCCGGGCCGGGCCCUUCUGCCCUUGGCGUCGGUGCGGAGGCCCCAGGGGGAAGAGCGGGGAGCAGUUUGCCAUGGCGGCUGCAACUCAGCUCCUUGCCUGGAGCCUGGUCCUGGUACUGGUGCUGCUCCCAGCCUCUCCCCUGCCCCAGCCGUUCAGCAGCGAGCGACACUCCAGGCCAGGGGCUGCAGGAGCCUCCCUGGGCCCCGGCUGGGUGCAGGAGCUGGCUGGGUGGCUCCCUCUGGGCAGCCCCUCCAAAGAGCCUCUCUGGACACACCAGGAUCUGCCAGCCCUCUCCCCACUGGCGCUGGCUGCCCCGGGAGGGAGCCUGGUCUUCAGUGGGGCUGGGGAGCCGGAUGAUGAGCUGUGGCGAGGCUCCAACCCUGCUCACUCUGCAGCCAUCGGCCAUGACACGGGGACUCCCCCUGCCCCAGCAGGAAGCUCUGCUCUCCCACCCCCGACAUGGCCCCUGCUCCUGGGGUCUGAUGACUCUCAGCAGACGCUGGAGGUGGCCCCGGCUCCGGGAUCUGCUGGCACUGAGGGCUCCGAGAACCGAAGCCCAGGAGCCUUGGCUUUUGAGAGCAGAGAACGGCCCUUGGGCUCAGAGCCCAGGAGCCUGCACCCAGCUUUUCCCAGCCUGGCCAGGCCUCCUGGGGCAGAGAGCAGCCCAAGUCCUGCUGGGCAGGACAGUCUGGGCACAGCCGGGACGCCAUGCCCCAGGCCAACGGUGUCCACUGUCGCCUUGGCGGCCAGGCUGGACUCCACAGCAGGAGCCAGCAGCGCCGAGGGGUGGCAGGCGGCAGACACAGACCCUGGGAGCAUGGGUCAGGGAGGCCAGCCUGUGAGCUGGGCUCCAGGGAAGGGGCAGCCGGCGCCUCAGGCCAGUGUGCCCCAGGAGCCCAGGGAACCACUGGAGCAUGCCUGGGAGAAGGGCCGGGCUUCCCACACCCAGGGUUACUCCCUCCCUCCCUGGGGCAAUGCCCAGGGGCUGCCCCCACACCCCAUAGGCAGAGACGGCCAGCCCCAGCUGGAGGCGUGGUGGGUCCCUGGAGCCAGCCUGGCUGCUCGGCCUGCUACUACCUCCCAGCCGCAGCAGACGCCUGGAGCAGGGGACUCCAUGGCUGGUAGGUGGCCUGGUCUUCCUCCUGUUGUGCUCAGCACUGGCCACCUGGAGCUUGGGGAUGGGGCCUGGGAGCUCCCGCCAAGCCUGGCUCCCGUGCAGGGCCGCCUGGCAGAGCCGGCUCCCCCAGCCCACGGGAGCCCCACCUGGAGGCUCACCCCAGCCCGGACAGAAACCAGAGCCCCGGCCUGGACAGAGGGGCUCUCGGCUCAUCAGAGAAGCACUCGGCGGGCGCUGCCUGGAUCCGUGACCCAGCCACCGCACAUCCCUGGGAAAGCUGCUCCUGGUGUAGAACAGGGACCGGAGCACCCCCGCACCAGGCCCACUCUCCACACCAGCCUGGGAACAUCGCCUGUCCCAACGCCUCCUCGCCCAGGGGCUGCAGCAGAGGAGGAGAUUGGGGCCCCACAGCGAGUCCGGGGAGCGGUGGACCCAAGAACCCCUGUGAAUGCCACCUCCACGGCCACCUCUGCCCCCAGGCCACCACUGCCGGGGAUCCAGCACUCAGAUGAGACCCGACCUCCUGGCCAUGGCAGCACCACAGUCCCUGUGCCCACCCAACCCCAGUCCCCAGCCACUCCCCACCGGGGUCUGAUCAGAGUCAGCACCCAGCGAGCUCUCCAGCGCCCCUCUCUGCCCGAGCCUGGGCCCAGCGUCCCAGCCACUGUGCCUGCCUCUAGCCUGCCCUGCCCCCAUGCCAGUGGGGCCUGCAGCCUCCUGCAGCCCAACCAGACGUUGCUGCGCUGGGCUGACCUGCAACACAUGCUCGGCUUUGCCUGGGAGCUGCACGUCUAUGGCGCCAGCGCCCUCUUCCUACUGCUCAGCCUGGUCUGUGUGGCCAGCCUCAUCGGCUCGCCCGUCCUGGACCUGCCCCACCUGCCCUACACCCUGGGCGCCAACGCCCUGCUGCUGGGUGCCGGCCUGCUCCGCGCCACCUUCCUCCUCAGUGACCCCUACGGCACCCGGGCCAGGCUGCCCGCCCCGGCCGUGCGGCUGCUGUACAACGCGCCUUUCCCGCUGCUUCUCAGUGCCUUCGCCCUGCUGCUGCUGCUGCUCCUGCGCGUGGCCCAGCUGCAGCUGCUGCCGCCCCCCCUGCAGAGCCUGCCCCUGCUAGCCGUGCUGGCUGUGCUCCAGAGCACCGUGCUGCUGGGAGCUGACCUGCUCUCACCCCUGCUGAGCCCCAUGCUGGGCGUGGGGCUGCACCUGCUUUCCUGUGCCUGCGGCACCUCCCUCAUGCUGGCCAACCUGGCUGCGUAUUGGCAGCUGCGGGCCCACCAGGCUGCCAGGCCGGGCGAGGCCCAGCAGGUGUCACUUGGCCGUGAGGACCCCCAGGAGCUGCCUGAGCAGGGCAGAGCCCUGCAGGUGCUGGGCCCCUGCCCGCGGGUGCUACUGGGGUGCAGCGCUCUGGGGCUGCUGUGCUGUGGGCUCCAGGCAUAUGGGGUCCUGUGGCUGGGGGCGGUGCUGGGCCCGCUGGGGGAGUUCUCCUGGCCCUGGUGGUUUGUGCAGUUCUGGUUCCGAAUCUGUGAGCUGCUGCUGGCCUUUGGCCUGUGCUUUGUGGCCUCACACCCCUUCUGCCAGUGCUGCGGCGCCGCUGACCACAUCUGCUGGGCCAAGCUCAUCCGCUACUUCUGCACCUACCACAAGGCCGAGGCACCCGAGUACCCCAACAACUGCUACGACUGGGCCAAUGGCAUGCAGGAGCGGGCAGCCAGCACCGACAUCAGCAGGAGCCUGAUCCGCAACCCGCCCGAGCAGCUACACCUGCGGGCACUGAAGGACAGCAAUGAGGGGAGGGUGCCUGGGGCCUUCUCUGCCGGGGGCUCCACCUCCUCACUGGGCUGGCCUGGUGUCAGCCCCAAGUGCCCCAACGCUGCGCGCGUGAGGCGCUCCUACACCAGUAUCUGCUUCGAGAAGGAGUCGGUGCUGUCGCUGGGGGAGCUGGAGUUCCGCCCACCCUCGCCCAUCAACCUGAGCCGCAGCAUCGAUGAGGCCCUCUUCAAGGAGCACCUAGUGCGGGACAGCAUCUUCCUGCGCUCCAGCCUGCAGUGCCCGGGGCGCCUGGCGCGCCAGGACUCCUGCUCCUCGCUGCGCAGGGGCUCUGCCCUCAUGCCCAUGGCUGAGCCCCUGCUGCCCGCCAAGGCCUGGCAGCGGCGCAGCAGCGACCCUGACUACCUGUACAGCCUGGCCCGCUGCAGCUCGCUCAGCGACCUGCCCUCUCAGAGUGCCAGCCUGCCCCCAAGCAAGGGCCUGCCCAGCGAGCCCCCCACCGAGGGCACCAUCUCGGGCAGCUCCCUCGACAGCUUCUCCAAGGGCUCCCUGAAGAUCAGCUGGAACCCCUGGCGGCACGGCCUCUCCUCGCUGGAGAGCCUGCCCCUGGGGGAGAUGCCCAGCCAGGCCCCGCUGCUCACUGAGGAGAGCCCGGGCCCCAGCACCACGGGAGGGGCCACAGACUCUGAGUGCGAAGCCAGGCGGAGCUUCCUGGCGCUCAGCAAGCAGGUGGAUUCCCGCAGCAUGUCGAGUGACACCAUUGAGCUGUGAGGGGCAGGGCCAGGGCAGCCCCCCUGAGCACCGCACAGAGGAGAGCGGCUGGCGCAUUGCCAUGGGGCAGUGCCAGGGAGAGCCCACGACUGAGGGCUUCCUGCAUGCCCAAGCCCUGCCUGGUGCCAACCCCCCAACCCCUGUCUGUGAUUUUUAUGGAGAUCUAUUUUCCCAGCUCAGAUUUUGCACUGGGGGAGGGGGAAGGGAGCUGGGCCAGCCCAAGAAGCACCAGCACCGUGGGGGCAGGACUUGCUUUCCUAGCACAGGCUGCAGAGCCAGGCCGGGGUGGGAGGCUGCGCUGGCUCUGGCUAAGUGAGGGCCAAGGCCAGGGAGGAGCACCCAGCCCAUAGAGCCAGGGC
Chelonoidis abingdonii (Abingdon island giant tortoise) is the source of this 4028-nucleotide messenger RNA. NCBI's taxonomy places the organism in Eukaryota, Metazoa, Chordata, Testudines, Testudinidae. The record is from RefSeq and is a predicted model, not a curated record.